AUGCCGCAAGCCCGCCUUCGCGAGGACGAUGGCAUAGUCGUCAACAAAUGGGUCGACAUCAACUAUGAUGCCAAAGAGGCUGCUCGGACUCUCAAUGGUGGUACCCUACCAUAUUCACCCGCCCUUGUCACCUCAGACUUCCCCCACAAGCACGAAUGGAGCAAAGACAACUUACCAGAGAUCUUGUUCUACCUGGUCCCUCCAAUCAGCCGGUUUAGCGACAUGAAAGUUGAGUUGCUCGUCGAGGAUGGGCAGCGUGUUCUGGGUGACCGAGGUGCUCCUCUCCGUCGCUUUGAGAUCUUACCUCGUCACAUCAGCGUCGACGUUGAAGCAGGCUGGCUUAUCGAAACCUGGCGUCGCUUGGACCCACGGAUCCGAUUCCACGACAUCCUCGACCGCAUGGUGGCUGACCCAAGCUAUGGCGGUGGCAUUGGUCUCGUCAAACCCAAUCCCAACAUUCUUCAGAAUUACUGUCGUCGCGGCUGCCGCAGACUCCUGAAGUCGUGGACUGAGCAUGGAAGAAGACUUGAGGCGCAUCGUGCCGGCGUCGAAGCCCUCGAGAACUUGACGUCACUGAACUUCACCUACAACACUGUCCUGGACGUUUGUGAGCUCAUGCCCAACCGAUUGGUGAAGGUCAAGUUCACCCAGAAAGUCCCGCACGGUCAACUUCGCGUUGAAAAGCAAGAAGUCAGCUUGGCCAAUUGGGAACAUACCACGCUUGCAUUGGACCACUUCGUCAAGGACGUCGCUCGGGGAUAUCAUAGUCUCGUGGAUGAGGCCCAACUCGCAACCUGGGAGUUGUUGUUGAUGCUUCAAGAGCGGGCUCGAAAGCAUGGUCUUCCGCACUGGUCUAAGCUGCCUAAGUCGUGUCUACCUGUCACCUGGUUUGACCGGACCCGUAUCAAGCCUCGGCCCAAUGAUACUUUUGACGGCGGUUGCGACGUGUGUACCUGGCGACCCACAAGUCAGACUGAUGCAGAAGCAGAUGUAACCAUACCUGCUACUGCUGCAACAAGGACAGUCACUCCUAAGCCUGAAGUCACCGAGCAGAACCGUGUCGCACCACCCAAGAUCAUGAUUCGUCUCAAGCGGCGUGCACAGCCUGAUGGCGAUGAGGAGGGUCAGAAGGCAGCAGAGCGAGUGAAGAAGGUGAAGAAGACGACUGUGCGAGCGGCGACUCCACGAGCAGCGCGGCAGCAGUUUGAGGUCAUCAACAACGUCAGUGUGAACGCAAACGCGAACGCAAAUGCAAAUGCAAACCCCAAUUUCAACGCAACCGUGAAUAUGGCCACCAGACCCAACACAUACUGGGUGCAGGCAGGGACUGUUCAGACUCCUCUCGGACCCCGAGGCGUGUACUAUGCAUACGCAUACCCACAGGCGAACGCCCAUGGACGCCAACAACCGCCUUACUCAGACCUGCCUGUGCAUUCCUCGUCAAUGUAUCCUGGCUUCGACAAUCUCGGUAGUAUCCCUCUCUCUUUCAGCAGAUCGAGCUAUGGAAUGUUUGACCCGGAUGUCGAUGACGGGCUCAACCUUACUCGACACCCUUUUCCUCAGCUGUGA
Molecule: messenger RNA, 1569 nt
Organism: Capronia coronata CBS 617.96
Lineage: Eukaryota; Fungi; Ascomycota; Eurotiomycetes; Chaetothyriales; Herpotrichiellaceae
Exons: 3
Coding region: 1-1569 (522 amino acids)
Source: RefSeq, a predicted model, not a curated record